Messenger RNA from Cutaneotrichosporon cavernicola, 2784 nucleotides. RefSeq lists its product as uncharacterized. The coding region runs from base 1 to 2784 and encodes 927 amino acids. Gene Ontology annotation, cellular component: vesicle; cytoplasm; intracellular membrane-bounded organelle. Gene Ontology annotation, molecular function: clathrin binding. The transcript has 3 exons. Gene Ontology annotation, biological process: clathrin coat disassembly; clathrin-dependent endocytosis. The record is from RefSeq and is a predicted model, not a curated record. NCBI's taxonomy places the organism in Eukaryota, Fungi, Basidiomycota, Tremellomycetes, Trichosporonales, Trichosporonaceae.
AUGGACGACCUCCUCGACCUAUCGUGGUCCGAGCAGCCCAAUCCCGCCGCAAAGGGCAUGGGUGGCUCGGCGUUCGACAUGCUAUCCCGGCCACAAGGGAACUACUAUUCGGGCGCGUCCACACCAGCCGCGUCCAAGCCCGCGUCCAACACUGGCUCGUCAGCGAACCUUGCGGGUAUGAGGGCCACACCAGGCCUGCGGACCACAGCAUCUCCACGCCCACCUCCAGUCAGCGAUGCUUUCUCCGGGCUACUCGGUGCUUCCACCGCCCCAGGAGGAAAGAGCUUGAGCAUGGCGGAACGACAGGCGCAGCUAGCCGCGCAGAAGGCCAACGCGGCCGAAGAGGAGCGCAACCGCUGGGGAGACGAUGCGUUCUGGGACCAGCUCGGUGGCUCCUCCACCUCUUCCGCUGCGCCCGCGUCUGAGAAGCCGCUGAUGGCGCCUCAACCUGCGAAGCCCAUCAGCCUGGCACCAGCGCUCCAGCCUUCAUCCACGACCGGCUCGCGUGCCGCGUCUACCAGACCGACCUCCGCCACUAGUGCAAAGAAGAGUGCUGGUACCUUCUGGGACGUGGAGAGCGCCCUUGGCCAGCCUGACAAACGCAAGAAGUCGCCGUCCCCUCCAUCGAAGGGAGGCUGGGGUGGUGGCGACUUCCUCAACGGCUCGAAGCCGGCUCCCGCAGAAGCCCCUCAAAAGGACGAGAUCUCGUGGGACGACAAUGACGGACUCCUCGGCUCAAGUUCCAAGCCCACCCCGUACUCUGGCCCGGCUGACCCGUGGGACUUUGACGCAUUGUCCUCCAGCAUCCCCGCCAAGAGUGCGCCUGCAGUAGACUAUGGAGGCGACGACGACGACCUGCUCGGCGAGCUCGGGCGGCCUGCGAGGAAACCCAGCCCGCGUGCUGAGCCCCAACCAAACUCACGACCCUCUUCCCGGCCGGUAUCGCGCCCUGCCUCGCGGCCGUCCGGCGCACGCGCAAGCUCACCUCCUCCGCACGUCAUCGGCCAGAUCGUCGAGAUGGGCUUUCCUCCCGACAAGGCGCGCGCGGCGCUCGCGGCCACCGCGACGGGCGAAGACGUGCAGGCUGCGCUUGAGAGCCUGCUCGCGAGUCGUGGUGGGACACCUGCACGCGACACCAGAGACGAGGAGGAUGAGUGGGACCGCGAACGUGCAGCCGCGCGGCGGUACGAAGACGACGAGCGGGAUCGAGAGGCAGCCAGACGCGCACGGCACGCAGCGCGGCGGGCUGGGCCCAAGCGUGAGGCAGUGCGCCCUCGUGCUGAGGAAUACGGCGGGCCAAGCGGGAUGAACACGGACGACCUGACCAAACAGGCUGAGCAGGUCGUGGCGCAGGCGCACGAGUUCGGUGCCACCAUGCUCAGCAAGGGCUUGUCGUUCUGGAACCAGGGCAAGGAGAGGGCGAUGAAGGCAUACGAGGACCAGAGAAAGGCCUACGACGCCCACCACAACGACGGGCCGCCGACGGAUGGGCGGCCCCGUUGGAUGGUCGAGGCGGAGGAGGCUGAGCGCGGUGGGCUGCCGCUGAGCCACGAGUUUGGUGACGCGUCGCUUGGGUUCAAGGACUCGGAUGACGAGGGCGAGGCGCCCCGGCCAAAGGCCCAGCUGCAGCAAGCCAGGCGUCCGGAGGCGAGGCCUGAACCGCAGCGGCCACGUACGGAUGGUCCGGCCCCGCCCAGCAACGUCCAACGCAUCUCCAACCUCCUGGGUGGCGAGCCGAAGAAAUACGUCUCGCCGCACCGGCAUCCGAAGAGUCGCGCGUCACCUGCGCCACAGGCUGCGCCGCGGGCUACGCCGCGGACCACCACGCCUGCUCGCCCGCCCUCGCCGCUGAAGGAACGAGCUCUCGUUUCGGCGCCUGCUAACGCGCUGUCGACGGCAGCGCAGCACAAGAAUGUGGGCAACGAGCACUUCAAGCUCGGUCGCUUCACCGAGGCCGAGGCUGCUUACUCGCGCGCGAUCGUGGUUCUGCCAGCUGGUCAUCUGCAUCUCGUACCGCUGCACAACAACCGCGCGGCCACGUGGCUCAAGCUCGGCGAGCCGGCGCGCGCGGCGGCCGACUGCGGAACGGUGAUCGAGCUGAUUGGUGCGGGGUAUCAUCCUGCGAAGGAGGCCGCUCUUCCCGCCACACCCGAUGCCGACGGAGUCAAGCUCGGCGACGCACUCGUCAAGGCGACUGCAAAGCGGGCGCAGGCGCACGAGAUGGGGGAGAAGUGGAAGCUCGCGCUGGACGACUGGGAGCGCGUGCUGGGGUACGAUGCCGCGUUGGGCGGUGCAGCGCUCAAGGGACAAGCGAGCGACGGCGUCCGCCGCUCCAAGGGCAUGCUCUCCGGCCCAGCGCCAGCUGUGAAGGCCACGCCGAAGGCUACCCCGCGUGCUACCCCUCGGCCUGUCCGGCCCGUCGACGUUGGCAAGUCGGCAGCCGUGUCGGAACUUCGCGCCGCCGCCGCCGCUGCCGAGGCCGAGGACGAGCAACGCGCAGCUCUCAAAGACGGCAUUGACGCCAAACUCUCUACAUGGCGCACUGGCAAGGAGACUAACAUCCGCGCGCUUCUUGCGUCACUCGACCUCGUGCUCUGGCCCGAGGUCGUGCUCAAGGUCGGAAUGCACGAGCUGGUAACCGACAAGCAGGUCAAGAUCAAGUACAUGAAGGUCAUUGCACGGCUGCACCCGGACAAGCUGGCUGGCGCGACCGUCGAGCAGCGCAUGAUGGCCAACGGCGUGUUUGGCACCCUGAGCGAGGCAUGGGCUGCGUUCAACGCUUAG